GGAAGAGUAAAAGCACUGCAAGGGCGCUAUUAUUGCUGACGUGGCAAAAAGGAGAAGCACUGCAACGGCUCAAAUGAGGGAAAAAAUGCACACUUCACAAGGAGGGCAAACAGCACGUUUUAGUAACUUCACCACACAAAAGCCACGUGCUCAUCAAAGUGUGUUUAAUCUCCGAAUGCUCCACUCACCCUCCAAUUACAUUCGCAUUCCAACUCAUCCCUUUGCAUGACAUACAAAAUAUCACCACCUCACACUUGUAAGUCCGCCAAAUAAAACCGAUCAGGGCACAGGGGCAUUUCCGUAAAAUUAAUUCCAAGUUCAAAACGACCAAGCCAAUCCUGAUAGGUGUAUCCACGCAUGGAAGCCAACUCCACACGCGUUAUAAAGACAGGCUCUUUUUGAUGGGUAGGGUGACAGCCUAAAGAUUAUAGAGAGAGAGAGAGAGAGAGAGAGAGGGAGACCUCAACUGACUAGAGCUGAGAUGUCAACAAUACUCUUCCCUAUCUAUCCGAAAUGUGUUACCAUGCAUGGACCCACUACAUACGCAAAUCCCACAUGUCCCUUUCUCUAACCGUAUAUUCACCAAGUGUCACCGUCUCCUUCCUCCUUGCUUCAUGCUUGCCCUUCUCUUAUUGGCUCAAUCCCACCCCAAAAACUCUCUUCUCAACAAAUCCUCCCCUUCUAAACGCACACUCUUACCCAUCCUUUCGAGUUUCACCUCUCCUCCUUUCACCUACCAAUUGCACAAUCCCUUUCGCCAUUUUCUCUUCUGCUAGACCUGCUUCUUCAUCUUUAAGCACUUGUUCAAUCCAUUCACCAUGAUCAAGACCCUGAGUCCUUACUCUACUGCUAAGACAGCUGAGAUUAUGUCUAGGUACAGGCCCAUAGCACCAAAGCCAGAGGUUCCUGCCAAAUCCUUGGGUGACAGACCAUCAAUGUCUCAGAAGAUCAGACAAUCUCCUUACCUGAGAAAUCUCUGGCCUCAAUUGCAAGCCAAGCCUACUAGAACCAGAAAGAGAGGCAGAGCUGCCAUGUCUCCUCCCACCAUCAAAAGGCCGAGAACCCAUUUUCUUGGCCUUUCCUCUCCUAGUCAUUUACUAUCCCCUGCCAGACAUCUCUCCUUGCAAGGUUUUGCUCAUGGUAUUCCCCAGCUUCCUGUUCCCAACCUCGCUGGCGUUAAUAGCAGCUUGGAAAAUCCAGUCACAACUGCUUCAGAUUUGGUGACGCUUCCUCUUCUUCCAUAUCAGUCAUCCGUUCCUGUUGAUGGUAACAAACCAACAGCACUUGAAAUAAGUUGCAUAGAACCACGUAGAGAGGUCAUAGAUUUGAACACUCUGGCUGAAAUCCCGGAAGAGAAGGAUCUUUUGCGGCAACUACAGGAACCUCUCACCCACAAUGUUAUAACACCUCAGCCAGUUCGAGCAGUUGGCUCAAGUAUAAGCGUUGGCUGCGUCAGUGAAGACUUAGGCUCAACUCCACCAGUGCAGCUUCCAAAGAAGCCAGAGGAGGUUGAGGAAGAAGUCGAGUCUGAGGCCUUGCCAGCCGUGAUAUCUGAUUCCAACUACAAAGUGAGGCUGGCAAAUUCUGCCUAUAAAGAAAUGGUGGGACAACCAGAGUGCCCGUGGCUUGAUUCGAUGUUGAUGGGUGAUGGCAGUUUUGGAAGUAGCUCAUGCAAAAGGAUAUGCGGAGAGGUGAUACUUCAUCUUGCUGAUUCAAAGAUACCAGCUUCAUCAAAUGGGUUUUCAUGCUGGGUGAGAAUAGAAUGGGGACAUGAGGGGAAGAAGAGAGCAAUCAAUGCUUUCUGUGAUGUGAUCAGACUGUCCUGCGAGUCCAAGGAUUACCUCUUCACUUGGAGGUUCCACACCCAUGACAGGGAGGGUUCUCAGUCCGGCACCACUGCUUGAAUACUUAAUUGUAUAAGCAGUUCAUUAGAAAACAUAUCUUAUCUACCAGGUAUACACAAGAACACAUCAAGUAUAUGUACAGUUUUUGUUAGCUUUUCAGUAAAGUCAAAAAAUGUUUAGAAGA
This is a messenger RNA of Hevea brasiliensis (rubber tree), 2028 nucleotides long. RefSeq lists its product as uncharacterized. NCBI's taxonomy places the organism in Eukaryota, Viridiplantae, Streptophyta, Magnoliopsida, Malpighiales, Euphorbiaceae. Bases 819 to 1904 code for a protein of 361 amino acids. The record is from RefSeq and is a predicted model, not a curated record. The transcript has a single exon.